Leishmania braziliensis MHOM/BR/75/M2904 is the source of this 1899-nucleotide messenger RNA. RefSeq lists its product as hypothetical. The coding region runs from base 1 to 1899 and encodes 632 amino acids. The transcript has a single exon. The record is from RefSeq and is a predicted model, not a curated record. Lineage: Eukaryota; Euglenozoa; Kinetoplastea; Trypanosomatida; Trypanosomatidae.
AUGUUUAUCUUGCGCAUCGCAGGCGACGUGAACGGCGUGAAGCGCAACAUCGAGGUGACUUUCCCACAACGUCCGUCUCUUCAGCAAGUGUGCACCGUUGCGGAGACGAUUCUGCCACUGCAAGGGUGGGGCGAUCACCGACCGUUGCGCUCACCAUGGGCGGCAGCAACGCAGGGGGCGGGAGACGAUGCCCCUAGCACCGCCGGUCCCUCCAGAGCUCCCGCUAACGCCAAGUCACGUGCUGCAGUGCCGGCGGUCUCGUAUGCGGUGGAAUCACUGGUCUACCUGGACCGAGCUACCCGCCAGUGGGACGAAUUGUACAGCGCCUCUCAGCUCACCUCGGGGACGCAGGUGUACUGCUUCUUUUUUCUGCAGUAUUACAGAGUGGCGGCGGCCCAGGGGAAAAGGUCGAGCUCCGCCUUCCCCUCCUCGUCCUCCGUAUUUCCUGUUGGAAAGGAACACGUAAGCGACUCUGCGUCGCCGAGCUUGCCGGUCCAUGGGGGUCUGCCUCUCGGUGCCGGUGUUCCACAGAACUGGGUUGAUCCCGAUUGCCCAGGCGCCAUUCCAGAGCCUCAGCAGCGCCUUCUCUGGGACGGCGCCAGUGGUACUCGAGGUCGUGUUAAUCAGAGAGCGCAAGGCUUGGAUGGAGGCUUCAACCGUGCCGAAUCUGCUUUCCCCUCGCUGACGCAGGCAAGUGCGCAGAGCCGCGGUGAUGUGGCGCACGGCUUUGCUGCUAGACUGUGCCCAACGCCUGCCUCGUCUUCCGUAUCGUUUCACGGUCACUGCUUCCCAUUCCUGUUCCCCUCGCGCACGGUUCCAUUCAGUGGUUCAGCGUGGUCAGGCCUUUCGCCUGUGGCAGGGGCGGCAUCUCGAUCGAUGGACAAGGCAAACUCGCCCUCUCUUUUCUCCGCUCCCACCUUCACCCCUCCUCGGCAGGCUGUCGCUGGCUUCAUGCGAUCUGCGUCCCUGCCUACCCGCAAAGAGCACAAUAGUAUUGUGGAGGCGCAAGGACGGAAGCCGUCACCACUGAGGCGGCAUUCGACCUCUUCACGGCUGCGCGACGAACGUUAUACCUCUCUCUCGAAGUUGAUCCCAGACUGGUCUGCACUGCUGCUAAGCGGCGAGGAAGGCCACGGAGGCCGCUACUUUAGACUCAGCGAUCGCCUGGCCUUUUUGUUUGACGUUUUGGUCCACCUUGACCCUCAGGAGGACGGCGCAGGGCAACGGCAGUACAUCCUCUUGAGGGACUUCUAUCUCCUCGCCUCGCGCUUUACUUCCACUUGCCCCUCUGCCGCUGCUCUUCCUCGCUCGAGUUACGCAGCGAUGGGUGUCCGUGACACACCUGUCCAGUCGACAAUCCUGAACAUUACGGCAGAGCUCGAUGAGCAGCUACACUGGACCUGGGACGACGUCGUGCGACACGCGGACAAGGAUCGCGAUGGCUGCAUCGCGUACAGAGAGUGGAUUUCAUUCGGCAUCGAGCACCCAGAGGUGAUCCAGCUGCUAUGCCGCGCUGUCUAUGUGUUACUCCUACGCGAGGCAGCCUCGCCAAUGGACUGUUACCCAGACAUACCCACCAGCCCAAGUGCACAGACUCUGCUGUUAGCGCUACCUGGCCACCUCCUUUCUCAUUCCACUUCCUCCAGGAGUGGUCGGGGUGACAGGGCUUGCAAUAACGAUGUCAUGCCCUUUUCAAACUUUCCGAAGUUCUGCCGUGGCCAUAACUCCCAGAUGAAUGGCAGACACGCCGGCAAAAGCUGGGUGAUGCGCGUUGCUGAAGCGCACGAGCUGCGUAGUACACGUUGCGAGGCGUGUCGAGAGCUGCACGCCGAACUCUCCGAGGACUGCUGCAGCAAAGCAUCCGCGCAAACAAACUUUGUAUUUUCUCUGAGGCGAUGA